UGGCGCGAGGGACGCGGGGCUGGGCGGGGCUGAGGGUGCGGUGGUCCCCCCCCGCACGGCGCCGCGGUGGGCGCGUCCGGAGCCGCCCGCGCGGCCGGGGAGGGCCCUGUGGCGGGCUCGCAGCGAUGGCGGCGGCCGAGGUGGCGCGGCAGGGCGAAGGCUGUCGCACUGUCCCGCUUUCCGGACAUGUAGGAUUUGACAGUUUGCCUGACCAGCUGGUUAAUAAGUCAGUUAAUCAUGGGUUCUGUUUCAACAUCCUGUGUGUGGGGGAAACUGGCCUCGGUAAGUCUACCCUCAUGGACACGCUUUUCAACACCAAGUUUGAAGGUGACCCAGCAUCUCACUCACAGCCUGGGGUCCAGCUGAAAUCCAGUACCUAUGACCUGCAGGAGAGCAAUGUCAACCUCAAGCUGACCAUUGUGAGCACAGUGGGCUUUGGGGAUCAGAUCAACAAAGAGGACAGCUAUAAGCCCAUCGUCGAGUUCAUUGAUGCUCAGUUUGAAGCCUACUUGCAAGAAGAACUGAAGAUAAAAAGGGCUUUGCACAACUACCAUGACACCCGGAUCCACGCUUGCUUGUACUUCAUUGCUCCGACAGGCCACUCACUGAAAUCCCUGGACUUGGUAACAAUGAAGAAGCUUGACAGCAAGGUGAACAUCAUUCCCAUUAUUGCCAAAUCUGAUGCCAUUUCCAAGAGUGAGCUGACCAAAUUUAAGAUAAAAAUCACAAGCGAACUGGUCAGUAAUGGGGUCCAGAUCUACCAGUUCCCAACAGACGAUGAAUCAGUGGCAGAGAUAAAUGGGACAAUGAAUGCCCACUUGCCAUUUGCAGUGAUCGGGAGCACGGAGGAGCUGAAAAUAGGAAACAAAAUGCUGAAAGCUCGUCAGUACCCCUGGGGCACAGUGCAGGUGGAGAAUGAAGCUCACUGCGACUUUGUGAAGCUGCGGGAGAUGCUGAUUCGCGUGAACAUGGAAGACCUUCGCGAACAGACCCACACACGCCACUAUGAGCUGUACCGGCGAUGUAAGCUGGAAGAGAUGGGUUUCAAGGACACUGAUCCAGACAGCAAACCCUUCAGCUUGCAAGAAACUUAUGAAGCCAAAAGAAAUGAGUUUCUGGGAGAACUGCAGAAAAAGGAAGAGGCAAUGAGACAGAUGUUUGUCCAGAGGGUCAAGGAAAAAGAAGCGGAGCUGAAGGAGGCUGAAAAAGAGCUGCAUGAAAAGUUUGAUCGCCUGAAGAAGUUACAUCAGGAUGAAAAAAAGAAGCUAGAGGAUAAGAAGAAGUCUCUGGAUGAUGAAGUAAAUGCAUUUAAACAAAGGAAGACAGCAGCUGAAUUGCUCCAAUCUCAGGCUCAGCAGGCUGGAGGAUCGCAAACUCUUAAAAGAGAUAAGGAAAGAAAAAAUUCGGGUUUCCUGUAGAACCUUUCCCUUCACACCAGAAGCAAAUGCCCCCACGUUCGGUUAACACGCAGCUAUGCCACUGUGCCUGUUGCUCACCUUUCCUCAUUGCUCCCUUCCUGCAUUCACCAUUUCGUUUUAAGCAAGAGUUCACACCCCUGGCUGUUCUGGGUUAUGGUUUUUCUUGUGAAUAAUCCAGCAGAAGCUUCCGUGGAACUGGCAGGAGAUGCUCAUUGCCGAUCCCUCUCCUGCUUUGGGCAGUCGCAGGCUGCCGAGUGCUCGUAGGGUCAGUGUCGUGCUUCUCAGUUGCUCGGCUUUCUGCCUCUCCCACCGUUUUGUGCGCGGGCUGCGUGGUGGGAGAGCGCGGCUGCCCGGUGCCGGGGGUUCAGCCCUUCGCUGGACCGCUCUGAAUGCAGCCUGAUGCUGCCGUGGAGUGGGAUGUGCUGUCUGAAGAGAUUGGCUGCCCUCUCCCCUUUUUAAUUUGCUGUAUCUAACCCCUCAUUUACCCCCCUUAAUAAUUUUAAAGGAUUUUUUGCAAAACUUGCCGUCCUCACAGGCGUGGACCUGAGUCCAAACCUUUGGUCCCCAGGCUUGAGGGAUUCUCAAACUUGGAUCCAGGGUUUGCAACCAAGUGUUCUCUGGAUGCCGCAGGGGUCAGGAAGGAUCUCGUGCCUUGUCUCCCCCCCGGUGUGCUGACCUGGGUGCGCAUCCCGGAUCCGGUCUCAGGGAAAGCUGGUCACCUUGCUGUACAUAUGCUUGUGAAGAAAGACGAUGAUAUUUCUUCGACUUUCUUCUCAGUGAUUCCAACAAUUUCUGGUUUUAAUGCAAAAAGUAUUACCUUUACAUUUUUUUUACUUGGCAUCUGUUUACAGGUGUACAGAUGCUGGCAAGUUGCUUUUCGUAUGUUCUAUCCAGCAAAAACCUUGUUUUACUGCAGGAAUUGCACUAAAAAGGAGGGUGUUUUGCUCCCUGGGGCCAGGAGUUCACUCUGGCCAAGCGUAACUGUGGUUUGCCUGCAGGUGUUUGUGUAUUUCUGGAUGAGUUUUGUUUUUAAAUAAAGACUUCAUGAGACAGUGAAUGCUGGUUAACAUUUACUUCUUUUGUUUUUUGUUUUCUUUGCCCUUCUUUUACAGUAACCCAUGGCUCUGUACUGAGUAAUUACCCCUGAAUACAAUGGGCUGGAAUGGACCUUCAUUUACUUGUUAAAUCGGAGGGUCUAAUCAAACGUGACAGCAUUUCAGCUGUGACCUUUCCAUGGUGUUACCCUUGCUCUCUCCUAUAUCCUCAUUGUGAUUCUGUCUUUACUAUGUACUGGUGGUUAUUGCUUUUAUUAAACAAUGUAAAAUUUAGUCCUAAGAAGGAUUUGGAUGCUGCAACUUUAAAUCCUACAAGAUUCAUGGAUCCCCCUUUCUCCUGGUCCCUCUUCACCCAGAUAAAUAAGGGAUGUGGAAAUAAGUUCUGUGAGUUAUUUUUGCUGGCAAAAUAACAACGCAGUUUAAAUGUAUUUAUUGGUGACGUUAAAAUGACACCACCACCUUAGUUUAAUUAUCACGUAGUUGAGAUAUAAAAAACGUUUUAUACUGAGUGUUGUUUUCAUUACAUCAUCUAUAUAUUUUUUUUAAUUUGCUUUUAUUUUUUCUUUUGCGAUUUCACGCUGCCUAAAGAUUAGCAUGUAAUCCUCAUUUCCCUGUCAGCCUUGCGUGCUGUGCCCCGCUCCCCCAGCUGCACCGUGUGCGGGCCACGUGGGUGAAUCCGCACGUCCUGACCCUGCUGCCAAAUAGUUCCAACAAAAAGCCUUCACAUCCCGGGUUUUUGGAAGGCAAGACACCUCAGACCCAGCUCUCAUAGGUGGUGUUGGUUUUAGUGCAAGCUGCCGCUGCGAAUUUACUAGCGAGGUGGCCGGGAUGGUGCUGAAGCCUCACAGAGGGUUUCUGCGCACACGGUGUCAGCUGCUCUGGGCAGGUCCAACAACAACCUGGCCUCCGUUUCCGGACUCGAGGCAGGGAAAACUCUUGAUCACAGUGUAUUUUCUCAGGUAUUCUGUUUCGCCAUAAAUAGUUCUAUUACCCAUAAAAGUCUUUGGUUGUUUUGUGGUUUUGUUUUUAACUUUUAAACAAGUUAAAAUAAGUUGAAUAUUCCUCUACUGUUGAAUGUUGGCCUGCUCCCAAAACCAGAGUCAGUCAGUCAACGAUUUCUAGAUUAUCUGCUAAAAUAACCAUUUAAUGUGGCUUUUCUUUUUACCGUGCUGCAGGUCACUGGUUGUUCCUCCCAACCAUUUGCCUUAUUAGAAUGCUAUUGAAAGUUACAUAAAGUCUUUUUAAAGACUCCUAGGAAAAAAGGUUUUCACUUGAAGUACUUCAGGUACCACAAGGAGGUUCCAUCUCUCCUCUGUCAGCUGUUUUCGUGUUGCAUCUUUUUCUUCCUGCUUUUCAAAUGUCUCUCUCUUUUUUGCUAAUCUUCUGUUUUUUUCUCUUUUUUUCCCCUUUUCUCUCUCUGUAGCUUUUUUUAAUCUGUCUUCGCCAGCUGCACGGGGUCUGAGGGAGAAGAUGCCACUGCUAGAAGAGGUUAAGGGUCUUAUGUCUGGGGAGGGGGGAACAAACCUUCAGUGUUAGUGUCUUGGGGAGAAGCUCUUUUACUGACUUGCAUGGUAUCUGAAGUUGAAGUGUCUUGUAAUUUGUGUGACAAGACAGGGUAACAAGUGAUUGUCUACCUGGAAUUUUGAAGAGCAACAGAAAUGUGAUGUUCGGACUAACGAUGUAGCGAAUACACUUUCAAAUGUUGUUACGGGCAUAUGUUUUUUCUAAUUGUGUCUUUAAUAAUAUAAAUGCCAUGGGCUUCCAUGAGGUUUGAAGCCAAAUGAAUAUUUUCAAUACGUUAUUUGAUUGGUUUUGGAAACUGUGCAUUCACAGUCAAAGGAAAUAUAAACAUGGUGCAACUUGCUCUGUUGGCAGCCAUGAAAUAUUUAAUUAACAAAGAAAUAAAGUAAGAAGAACUGUGUGUUUUCA
Molecule: messenger RNA, 4402 nt
Organism: Columba livia (rock pigeon)
Lineage: Eukaryota; Metazoa; Chordata; Aves; Columbiformes; Columbidae
Gene: SEPTIN6
Product: septin 6
Exons: 10
Coding region: 126-1418 (430 amino acids)
Biological process (GO): cilium assembly; cytoskeleton-dependent cytokinesis; intracellular protein localization
Cellular component (GO): septin ring; septin complex; cell division site
Molecular function (GO): GTP binding; GTPase activity; molecular adaptor activity
Source: RefSeq, a predicted model, not a curated record